AUUUAUAAGGUAGGACAUGAUUGUCGUUCUUUUUGUACUGAUAAAAUAGGUGGCUGUUAAAGAAUGUUAGAGAUGAUUUUUAUUCUACUAACAACAACUGUUAUCGCAGCAUUCGAACUGAAGUGUCCAGAUGAAUUAGACAGAACAUUUAGGGCAAGGCAUGUUUGUUAUAACAUAGCAGAUCACUAUUCAUGUCUGUUAGAUCAGGAUACACACGUUUAUAAAGAAUCGUGUGCGGACAGUGCUGACUACGUACGACCAGGACAAAAAUAUGUAACAAGCGGUAGACGCAAAAAUACCGACUGUUCUACGUUGAAGUAUCAACCGUUUAAAUUUUGGUCACAUAGAUUAAGUCAAUGUGUCUUCAAAAAGUCAAUGUGUGGUGAAUUGGGACAGAUAUUAAACGGGAAUGGUUCUUCUAUGGCUGACAGCACCUGUCGAUGUGACUAUACAGCAGGGUUUGCAUUCGUUACUGAACCAAGAGAUAAAUGUUUUUGUAGACCAACAGAGGAAGAUUGUAUGUGCUACAUAGUUUCUUGUCCAACAAACAUGCCGCUAAAUCAAGAUUAUAAUUGUAGUUCUAGAGAAGACUCGUCAUUGCUGUUUAGUUGUCCAUUGAUUAAUAAGACUGCAGUAGAAUCAGAGGCAUCAUCUGUUUUGAAAGGCAAAGAAAAAAUACUUACAAGAAACUUGUUGGCUCAAAUGUCAGUUACAUGCCUUAGUUUACUAGCUAUUAUACUUUUGGCGAUUAUGGCGGUGAUGGAAUUCAGAUAUUUUCCUAUAACAGACAUGAGGAAAGAAUGUCGAAAUGAAAGUCAAAAGAUUUCACCGGAAAAAGCUGUGGAAAAACUACGUUUUAUUAUUGAACUUUUGGAGCAACUAUUGAGUAACAAAGAGUUUAAUAAGGAUUUUCAAGAAGAAUUAUCUACAGCUUGCCCCAACUAUACGAACGUUUUGCAGACAUAUAAACGUGAUUUGCUUAGAAAUGACUGUGGUAUCCUUAUUGCAGGCGAGACAAGUGCUGGAAAAACUACAUUGAUCAAUCAUCUUGUUGGAAAAGAAAUUUUUUUCACUAAUAACCUUGCAGCUACUGGAACAAUAUGUAGAAUCCGCAAUUCCGAAUCAUUAUCGGUUCAAAUACAUUCGAAAGAUCACUCCACUGAAGAGAAGGCUGCUGCUGAUUUUGAUGAACUAGCAUCACUCCUUAAGCAAUUCACAGACAUUGAAAACAAUCCUCCAGAGAUGAUUGAUGUUUAUCUUCCGGUUCCUAUAUUGAAGGGAAACGUUAUAAUAGUUGAUACACCUGGUAUUGGCGAAAAUGAACAGUUAGAUAACCUUCUAUUGGAUUUUCUGCCUCAUGCAGUCUCGUUUGUAUUUAUUGUAAACGCAAGCAAUGCUGGAGGAAUACACAAGGAUAGGCUUUUACAAAUUUUGAAGACCGUGAUUGAAAAACGAAAGGAAAUGCCAUGUUUUGAGCCUGACGAAGUUAUAUUCUUGACAAAUCAAUGGGAUAUCAUAAAAAAUAUUAAAAAAAAUGGAGAAGACGAAGACACACACACGAGGACAUGGAACCAAAUUCAAAGAAAAUUAGAAGAAAGUUGGCCAGGUCUCAAUACUGAUCGUUUAUUUAAAAUCAGUUUAGAACAGGUUAGAAAACGUAAAAAAACUCCUUUUACAAGACAAUUUAAAAAGUUUCUGUUAAUGCUCAGCGAAACCAUCGAAAGAAACAAAAACAAACGUGUAGAAUAUUAUUUCAGAUUCGUACAGAGAUUUGCUGUUAAUGCAGAAAUGGGAAUUGCUUCACGAAAACAUCUACUUGAAAUAUCCGACGACGACCGAAAGAAAACUAUUUUAAAGAAUAAAGAAACAUUAAGACAUUUGGAGAGAGUAUCACACCAGAAAAUGAUGGAAGCAAAAGAAUACAAAACCAAAGUGAUAACCAAGUUAGCAGAACAACUUUCUAACUAUUUAAAGUCAGAUAUUGGCAGAACAGAAAUUUUGAAUCCUCCAGGAAGGAAAUGUAUCAGCUCAGUUCGAUUUGAUUCAUUGGGCGAGGAAGUGAUUACUAGAAUAAAUAUGGGAAUAAAUAGAUGGUGUGAGGGUGAAGAUGUGUUCAUGGUAAUUCAAGAGAUCCAAUAUGAAAUGAAAAAUAUUCUGUCAGAGAUAAUGAUCAGCAUUUUGUAG
Messenger RNA from Mytilus californianus (California mussel), 2184 nucleotides. RefSeq lists its product as uncharacterized. The transcript has 16 exons. Lineage: Eukaryota; Metazoa; Mollusca; Bivalvia; Mytilida; Mytilidae. The record is from RefSeq and is a predicted model, not a curated record. Bases 64 to 2184 code for a protein of 706 amino acids.